Messenger RNA from Cygnus atratus (black swan), 1581 nucleotides. It is a transcript of the gene ANKRD34C, whose product is annotated as ankyrin repeat domain 34C. Bases 1 to 1581 code for a protein of 526 amino acids. Lineage: Eukaryota; Metazoa; Chordata; Aves; Anseriformes; Anatidae. Gene Ontology annotation, molecular function: protein binding. The transcript has a single exon. The record is from RefSeq and is a predicted model, not a curated record.
AUGGACGAGGUGACGGUACUGCAGAUGGGGGAGAACUCCCUCCUGAAGGCGGUGUGGCUCGGCCGGCUCCGGCUGACCAGGCUCCUGCUGGAAGGGGGGGCUUACAUCAACGAGAGCAACGAGAAAGGGGAGACCGCCCUCAUGGUGGCCUGCAUCACCAAGCACGUUGACCAGCAGAGCAUUAGCAAGGCCAAGAUGGUGAAGUACCUGCUGGACAACAGAGCCGACCCCAACAUCCAGGACAAGUCUGGGAAAACGGCCCUCAUGCACGCCUGCAUCCGAGGCGCCGGGGGAGAGGUGGUGUCCCUGCUGCUGGAGAACGGGGCUGACCCCAGCCUGGAGGACCACUCCGGAGCCUCUGCGCUGGUCCAUGCCAUCAACGCGGAUGACAAGGCCGUGCUGCAGCACCUCCUGAAUGCCUGCAGAGCGAAGGGGAAGGAGGUGAUCAUCAUCACCAUGGACAAGUCAGCCACCGGCACCAAGGCCACCAAGCAGUACCUGAACAUGCCCCCCUCGCUGGACUUCAAGGAGAGGGCCCCCCCCGAGGCGUGCACGGCAGCCCCCAGCCUCAGCCUGACAGCAGCCGUCCCGUCCCCCCCGCCCGCUGAGAAGGAGGACUGUGCCUUUGGGCCGCACUCGGCCCAGCCCGGGGACAGCCCCCCUGCCAAGGCCACCACCGAGCCGCCCUCCCCGGGGCGGAAAAGCAGCGCUGCCAAGAGAACGCGGCUGCCCCAGCUGAAGCGGCUGCAGUCCGAGCCCUGGGGGCUGGUCGCGCCCUCAGUGCUGGCCGCCUCCGCGCACCACGAGGACCAGCGGGUGCGCACGGAUGACGAAGUCAUCGUGGGCAUCGGUGAGCUCUCCUUUUCCAAAAAGGCUCCCCUCACCCGGAGCAACAGCAGCAAGAGCAAAGACCCAUCUCUCUUCCCCCUGGUGGACGAGCAGGCUCUGAGGACGCCGUCAGCCUCGGGGCCGGUCUCCAGGAAGGCGGCCUACGAGAAGAGCCCGGCCGGCCCCCAGCGCCUGCCCCGCAGGAGCACGGUGCCCGAACAGCCGGAGAGCGGCGGCCCCGGCUCCGCGGGCCCGGCAGUGAUGGAGGCGCUGCACUGGCGGAGGCUGGGUGCCGAGCACCACGACUGCGACGACAGCACGGGCCUGGCUGAGGUGGGGAAGGUGGCCUCGGAGAGGAGGAAGCUGAACGGGUCCCACCUGGCCCUGCUCAAUGGCUCGCGGGAGGCCCUGGACAGCCUCGCCAGCACGUCGCCUGGGGCUGUCCGGCGCCGGCCGCCCAACCUCCUGGAGCGGCGAGGGUCCGGGACCCUGCUGCUAGACCACAUCUCUCAUACCCGGCCGGGGUACCUGCCCCCUCUGAAUGUGAACCCCAACCCCCCCAUCCCUGACAUUGGCUCCAGCAGCAAAUCUUCCUCCCUGCUUGCUGCUGGCUUGAAGUCCCUGGUGCCCAUCGCUCCCAGCUCACCCAAGCGGGGUGACUUGAGAACCAAAAAGAAGCUUCUCCGGAGACACUCCAUGCAGGUGGAGCAGAUGAGGCAGCUCUCUGAUUUUGAGGAAAUAGUGGCCCAGUAG